AUGGCCGUGGCCGGGGAGCUUCCGCCGCUCGCUCCGUUGCUGCCCGUCGCCUCGAUCCCCUCCUUCGCCGUGGCCCGCGGCCUGGUGGGACACCGCUACUCGUGCCUCGUGGUGGCGCCGCACCGCAGGCACAUCGCGCUGCCGCCGCGCUACCUGGGCCGCAAGCGCACCGGCAUCCGCGCCCAGCUCGACGACGAGCUCCUGCGCUACUCGGAGAGCCUUCAGGGUGUGCCAGUGGCUUAUGACAACAUCAGAGUGGUGGGUGAGCUCGGGGACAUUUACGAUGACCAAGGCUUCAUCCACCUGAACAUUGAGGCGGACUUUGUCAUCUUCAGCCCCAAGAAAGGGAAGAAAUUGGUGGGUGUAAUCAAUAAAGUGGCCCCUAGUCACAUUGGCUGCCUGAUACAUGGAUGCUUCAAUGCUUCUAUCCCUAAACCUGAGCAAAUGUCAGUUGUACAGUGGCAAGAACUGGGGUUAAAAAUAGGAGAUGAACUGAAAUUUCGAGUUUUGCACUUGGAUUCUGAUGCAGCUGGAGUGUUCUUCAUUCGAGGAGGACUCACUAAAAGCAGCAUGAAGCCUAAAAAAUCUGAGACUAUCACUGGCAGCACAAAUGGAGGUGAAAUUCAAAACCUUGACCACCAGGAAAAUGGUUGGAAUAACUCUGAGGAUGAUAAUGUCACAGAGGAGCCUGUAGGUGAGAUGGGUGACACUGGGAGGGAAAAUGCAGAGGAGCAAAAUGUUGAUGCUGCUACGGGAUUAUGUGAUGAUAAAAACAAGAAGAAGAAGAAAAAGAAAAAGCAUAAGCAAGAAGAACAGGAACAUGUGUUGCCUACCAGUGACUCCAGUGGUUACCAAAGUGACCAUAAAAUGUCAAAGAAAAAGAAAAGAAAGCAUUGUGAUGCAGUUGAAGAAAGCGAAUUAUCUCAGCUGUCACAAGAGCCCAAAGCUAAAAAGAAGAGGGACUAA
Indicator indicator is the source of this 966-nucleotide messenger RNA. It is a transcript of the gene POLR1F, whose product is annotated as RNA polymerase I subunit F. The record is from RefSeq and is a predicted model, not a curated record. The transcript has 4 exons. Gene Ontology annotation, cellular component: RNA polymerase I complex. Gene Ontology annotation, biological process: DNA-templated transcription; DNA-templated transcription initiation. Lineage: Eukaryota; Metazoa; Chordata; Aves; Piciformes; Indicatoridae. Bases 1 to 966 code for a protein of 321 amino acids.